Messenger RNA from Amphiprion ocellaris (clown anemonefish), 3251 nucleotides. RefSeq names its product cyclin-dependent kinase 12-like. The coding region runs from base 225 to 2174 and encodes 649 amino acids. NCBI's taxonomy places the organism in Eukaryota, Metazoa, Chordata, Actinopteri, Pomacentridae. The transcript has 4 exons. The record is from RefSeq and is a predicted model, not a curated record.
UGGUGGAGAGGGGUGCGGAAAAUCCAAACAGCCCGGGGUUUAUGCACAACUUAGCUUCCAAUGCAGUCUAACUGGGUUGCAGUUUGUUUUUGGGAGGACGGUUAGAAAUAGAAAGUCAUAGCUUGAGCAUUUUCCUCUGGUUUGCUUUAACCUCAGCCCCCCCCCCCCCCCCCCGUAAAGAAAGUGGGAUCGUCCAACGGUGAAGCUGUUGGAGUCGCUGUUAGAUGAUGUACUCAAACAGAUCUGAGCACAGAUCUGAGCACAGCCACAGGCGGCAGUACAGUGACAGAAGCUCGAGGCAGUGGGAUGAAUACGACGACAGACGGGAAGAACGACGUGAACCUCACCGAGAUUCUUACCAUAAAUAUGGAGGGGAUGGACACAGCAGCACAGAGAGGACAUGCAGGAGCAGAGAGUACAGUGACUCUCCUAAGAGGCUCUACAGUAAAGAUUCACUGAACAGAGACAGGAGCAGAAAAAGCCCAGUGAGGAGACGCAUGUCUUCACCCAUCUGGGAUCCGUCUGAAAAGAAAGGGCGACGGUUUACAGAGGAUGAUGAAAGCGACUACAGAUACAGAGGUGAGCCUCAGGAAAAAAGCUACUGGCAGUCAGACAGUUCUUCACAUGCACAUGUAACCAAGAAUUUUAAAGAUGCACCGCCGCAGGAAGAGGAUUUCAAAUACAGAAAAACACCUCAAGACUCCAAACAGAGACAUCGGCAUGAGGAGUUUACAUAUAGACAACGACACGACGAUUUAACUUACAGACGGUCGUCUGGAUGUUACAAAGAUAGAGAUGGACAUGAACGGAGCAGAGAUCGCUCACAGGAGAGGACACGGUCGCAGGAUCGCUCUACGAAGAAUUAUGUCAAACCCAGAGAGAAGACUGACAGCCCGUCCACAUCUUCACAUCAUGAGGAUUAUCGUCAGAACAAAACAAGAUUUUUCCUGAAUGAAUCCAGUAAACAGUCUUUUGAGAGUGACGUCUCCACCCAGAAUGCUGCUGUUCCUGAGCAGAAGUCCACAAAGGGUUUCCAGCGUUUCCUGGAUGUUCUCAACAAGGGCGUGAAUGUCGACGUUCUCACCAAGAUCGUGACUCAGACCUCAGCAGAAGUCAAGGAUCGAACUCUGUCUCCAAGUUCCUUCAUGAACUCUGCAGAUCGUCCGUGGAGGCAGCAGGGCAACCACCAGAACAAGUGGAGUGAGAGCGAAGGUUCCCACCGCAGAACAGUUUCUCCACAACCUCAUCACAGAUCCCUCAGUCCACAGAGGUGUCCUCCGUCCGACGACAAGCCUCAGCAACAGAGCGACGGCCGGCAAAACUGCUUCAAGAGCAGAUCCAGGUCUCCCUCAGUGGCGGAAAAGAUGACGCUGACACCUGAAGAUGAGCACAAACACAGGCAGAUGCAGGACGUUCUGCAGGCCAUCGGCAUGGAUUUGGGAUUCGAAGAGCUCGGCCAGAUGUCCCAUCGAAUCCAGGAGCGGCUGUACGGGAAGAAGGAAAGCGACAAGGUCCGCAAAGUGAGUAAGGAGAGCAGCACACAGCAGAUGUAUUCUCCGAAAUGUCGGAGCAGAUCGUCGUCGUCGAGCAGGUCUGAUUUUAGCUCGUUACCUCGAGAGUAUCACUCAAAAACAGACUCGUACUGCACUCAGAGGGAUAAAGCGGAGGUCCAUCAGGCUGUUGAUUAUGGCCAGGCGAUUAGCUCUUUACAGGACAGUGGGAAAUGUGAAGUUAACACCCAGGAAAGUUCUGCUGCAUUGCAACCAUUUUGUGCCACUUCCACCUACCCUGCAUCAGAGCCUCCUGCUGCACCCGUGAUGCCAACAUAUUCUCCCAUCAGCUGUUCACCAAUGCCAUACCCACCUCUGUCCCCAGCUCUGUCUCCGGCUCUGUCCACAGCUCUGCCUUCCCUUUUACCCCACGCUGCCCCCAGGGUUUUCAUGCCCCGCCUGCCUCCCUUCAUACCUUACCCCCGCAUCCACCCUCUGAACAUCUUUCCAGGUGUGCUCGCUCAAACAAGGCACCUUUACCCGCAGCACAUGAAUCAUCCACAGCCGCCUUUUUACAACCUUCCAGAUGGAAAUGCAGUUCAACCACUGAACACAACACAGAAAUCAAAGACGCUGUCGAGGCCCCGCUGUUUGCAGGUUAUCGAAACCAAGCAACCUGGAUGAAAACAUUUGCUUCAUGUGGAAAUGAGACUUUAAAACGGACUUCAGGGAGUCUCUUUUUAACCACAAAUCACAGAUUUGAUCAUUGCAGCAAAGAGCAUCAGUGUAUUAGCUAGAACCUGACCAGCAUCAAGAACACGUUAGCCGUGUUUCCAUAGCGUGUUGCGUUUCAGUACCGCAUUAGAAAAGGUUCAUGGAAAUGGCAAAAUAAGAAGGAAAACUUGCCCAGUUUUGCACAAAAAUGUUUUACGCUCGCUUGAGUUAGUUUUUGACAUUUUUGAAAAAGAGUUAAUGCACUUCAUGGGAGAUUGAAACACCUUUUUUGAAUAAGUUGUGACGUAUCUAAUGUUUAAAUAUCAUGACCAGAAGAAAUGAUUACAACCUGCCUGGCUGAAAAACAAUUUCUGAAGACUUUUCUCGAUUUUUCUCUUGUAGCCAGACAAAGUUGUGCUUGUUUAUGGAUUUUCUUUGAGGUUUUUUAAACAGUUGGCAAACAGCUGACUGUAGAAACUAACUGUUUCUGACUUCUUGUAGUCUGUUCACGUCUUGACGUAGCCUGUAACGCUACCUUCGGAAGACACUACACAACCUAGCUUAUGGAAACAAGCUUAAGUCACAUUUCAUUCUACAGGUUUUUUGUGAAUUUUUUUAAAGUUUACUUCGAAUUCACUUGAUAAAUAUAUGGAAACACGGCUAAAGAACAUACAGUAUUUGAUCACACAUGGUGGCGCUGGAGCCUCGUCCCAGUCUGCUUUAAACAUAGUGCAUAUAUCCCAAGAGAAAAACACUGAAUUAAUGUGCAGAAAGUGUUUUUUUAUCAAUCUGAAAGCUUUGUCUACUUAAUUUUGUUAAAAGUAGUAUAAACACAAUAAUUUGAUACAUUAUGACUGCUGUUGAAAUUAUACACAGAAGCCUUUAUCCUCAUCAGUCAGCACCACAGCCCACCUGCAACACAAAGAACUUUCUCUACACUUAAGCUUCUCUGUUUAUCAGGUUGAUUUCCUCUUUUUUUCUGUAUCCGUUCAGGAAACUGUUGUAUAAAUAUUGAACUACAUAUUAUUAAACAUAAUUCAAAGUCAA